Molecule: messenger RNA, 1200 nt
Organism: Polychytrium aggregatum
Lineage: Eukaryota; Fungi; Chytridiomycota; Chytridiomycetes; Polychytriales
Exons: 3
Coding region: 41-877 (278 amino acids)
Biological process (GO): tRNA wobble uridine modification
Cellular component (GO): elongator holoenzyme complex
Source: RefSeq, a predicted model, not a curated record
AUCCAGCAACAUCAGCCAGCCCCAGACAGCGCCGCAACACAUGUCCCUCUCAUUCUCGUCAGUCGUCUUGCCCGUCUGGCACGAGGCGGCCCACUUUCUCUUCAUCAAGGACUCGCUCGAAGCCGAUGCCUCGUUCCUGUUCCCGCUGCUCAUGCAGCUGCUUUUCAAGCCGGCAAAUCCAACGGCACCGCUGGGUCCGUCCUCGGCCGAGUCGACGCUGCUCCCGAAGAACGGAUCGGUCGUGUUUGUGGGACUAUCGCAGAUCUUCAAUCACUAUCUGCUGAUCGGGAGGAAGUUGGGCAUCAAUCUGGCUGCUCUGAAGGAAUCCUCAAGGCUCCGCUACAUCGAUGCCCUGAGCCAGCUGCACUCGCGAGAAUCCCCUGACCUCAAUGCCGAUAUACCGCUCGACAAGAUCUGCGAGGCGCUCUACAGGAUCAUCGAGAGCAGCAUCACCACGAUCGAAUCGAAUCCAGCAACCCGCUCGACAACCCCGUGCAUCUUUGUCGACGACCUCUCGGUGCUGCAGUUCCUGGGUGUUCCCGAGCGGACCCUGGUCGGCUUUGUGCAGGCGUGCAAACGACUGAUGCAAGAGAAACGUGGGUUGCUCGCAAUCCUGUGCCAUGGUGAUCCCAGCUUGGGGUCGCCUCUCAGCAGCCAGAUCCAGCACCUGGCCGAUGCUACGCUUGAGGUGCGGGGCCUCGAGAGCGGGCAUUCGCAGGGUGUCCAUGGCCAGAUCUCGCCCAUCAGGAGCCCGUUCUGGAUAACAUCGGCCCUGGACAGCGGCCGCCCGUUCCCACAGCCGCACGCCGUGCACUACAAGCUGAUGGACUCGGGCGUGCAGUUCUUUGCCAAGGGGCUUUCGCAAGGCGUCAUUUGAUUCCACAGCAACAGCAACAGUAACGGUAACAUGCGGACGAUCGAGCCCUCGACCCGAGUCGUCUGAAUAUGGCCGUGCUGAGGAUUGCUUCCCAGGAUGCGGCUGGCCACGGGCCACACAAUACAUAGCUGUGGCUUCCCAAGCAGAGCCAUAGAGAACAACGGAUUCAGCGCGCGGCUUGGCCUAUGACGGACAGACUGUCCAACAGUGGCUUUGAUGCAUCUGGCAUCCGAGCGCAGAGCCGCUCAUGCAAAGUUGUUGCCCUUGGCGGCAUUGUCGAUGAUGCCCCGUGAGAUGAUCAUGCGCUGGAUUUGGCUCGUGCC